Molecule: messenger RNA, 3446 nt
Organism: Osmerus eperlanus (European smelt)
Lineage: Eukaryota; Metazoa; Chordata; Actinopteri; Osmeriformes; Osmeridae
Product: serrate RNA effector molecule homolog
Exons: 20
Coding region: 509-3196 (895 amino acids)
Biological process (GO): mRNA processing; primary miRNA processing
Cellular component (GO): nuclear body
Molecular function (GO): nucleic acid binding
Source: RefSeq, a predicted model, not a curated record
CACGCUGUCAUGUUUACCACGAUCACGAGUCUGUGUUUAGGAAAAUUAAUGCUGUUGAACUGAGGCGGCAUGUGUUAGCUUGAACGUUGAGCUAAGCUAGGUUAGCCGCAGCUUCCUGAAGCUAGCCUAGGGAGGCUAAGCUAACAAGUUAGACUUUCUUUGUUGAGGAAUGUUAGCACAGCAACCACGUCGAGCUCACCAACAAACACUCUAAAACAUGUUAGUAGCAAGUAUUAAGUUGUUUAUCUACUAAGAUGUGGUAUUUAUCUGACUAGCAUAAGCUAAACCCAGCUAGCGGACCAGAUACCUAGUUAGCUAAUCUGUGUAAAGUGCUAGAAGUUGAGAAGCUGUACGGGUCAGCAUGCUGGGAUAGACACGGUACAGCAGCUCGGCUAGCGGAUCUUUCAGCCCCCAGCUUCCUGCUCGGUGCCCGUGUAGGCACCGCAGAUCGAUCUUCAGUAUUCCUUGUUCUUGAGAGUUUGUGAGCAGGUUUGUGUUACAUGGUUAAAUGCAGGAGUUCUUUGUGCCAGUACUGUUCAGCGGAGACAAGAGAGAGCGAGGCAGGGAUAUGGGUCGGCAUGUGAAUCCGGGUCCCAAGCGCAGAGCGAUGGCAGACAGCGAUGACGAGUUCGACCGCCGGCGGCGGGACAAGUUCCGGCGGGAGAGGAGCGAUCUAGACCGGUCCAGAGAGAGGGAGGACCGGCGCCGUGAGGACUGGCCGGAACGGGACUGGGAGCGUGUUCGUGAGAGGAGGAGGGACUACGAUCGGGGGCGCAGGGAGCGCUUCUCUCCUCCGAGACACAUCAGCCCCCAGCACAAACGCAUGAGGAGGGACUGGGAGGAACAUCGAGGAGAACCCUACAGGGGGGGCUAUGAGCUGCCGUACGGGGGAGGGCCCCCCUACCCCCCCCCUCCUGGACCCCAGGGCUGGGGCCCCCCUGACAUGGCCCCCCUGCACCCGCACCACACACACCCUCUACAGGGCAGACUGGGAGGGAUGUCCGACCCAGACCUCCCUCCCCCCGCCCCGCCCUCCAUGCGCAGCUUCAAGGAGUUCCUGCUCUCCAGCGACGACAGUGUGGACGAGACGGAGGCUGUGAAGAGGUACAACCAGUACAAGAUCGACUACAGACGACAGCAGCUGCAUGACUUCUUCCUGCUGCACAAGGAGGAGGAGUGGUUCAGGUCUAAGUACCACCCAGAUGAGGUGGGGCUGAGGAGGGCGGAGUCUCUCGCUGCUCUCAGGAACCGAUUGGGUGUCUUCCUCUUCCUGCUGGACAACGGUUGGAUGGACAACCUGUCACUUGACAUGGAACACGCCCCCGCCAUCCUCAAACUGCUGGAUGCAGCGGUGAUAAAGAUGGAGGGAGGGACAGAUCACGACCUGCAGGUUCUGGAGCUGACGACAGGAGAGACGGGGGAGGUGGGGGGGGAGAAGGGGGAGGCAGCGCCCCCCAGGAAGGAGAAGACCCCCCCUGGAGACCCCCCCUCCCCCCCCACCCAGACACACAACCAGGAGGGAGGUGAGGAGUCCAAGCAGCAAAAUGGAGAGAAAGCAGAAGGAGGAGAGGAAGAGGGGGAAGAGGGAGAAGAGGGGGAAGAGAAAGAGGAGAAGAAGGCUGUGAUGGUAAAAGCCAGGAAGAGGAAGCGGAGUGCGUCAGCUGACAGCGGGGAGGGGAGUGGCUCCGACAGUGACUCCUCCCCCUCGGAGGAGGGAGAGGAGGAGGAGGAGGAGGAGGGAGAGGAAGACAGGGGCGAGCGGAGGAAGGAGAGGGGGCAGGAGAGGGGGAGGGAGGAGGAGAGGGGGAGGGAGGAGGAGAAGGGCCCUGCUCAGCCCAGACCACUCCACCUCACCACCUCUCUGUUCAUCAGGAGUCUGGCCCCAUCCAUCUCUAAAGAGGAGAUCACCGCUUUGUGUCGCAGGUUCCCAGGGUUCCUGAGGGUGGCCCUGUCCGACCCCCAGCCUGAACACAGGUUCUACAGGAGGUGCUGGGUGACGUUUGACCGAAGUGUGAACAUCAAAGAGAUCUGCUGGAACCUGCAGAACAUCAGGCUGCGUGACUGUGAGCUGGCCCCGGUGGUGAACAGGGACCUGGCCCGACGUGUCCGGAGCGUGUCUGGACUCACUCAGCAUCGCUCCAUCCUCAGACACGACAUCAAGCUGUCAGCCCGGCUGGUCCAGACCCUGGACACCAGACACGCCCUCUGGAGGGGGGAACAGCCCUCCAACCCUGUGCUGGAGAACAUCACUGAUUACCUCAUAGAGGAGGUCAGCGCUGAGGAGGAGGAGCUAACCGGCGUUUCCGGGGGCAACGACCCUGCCGACCCCACUAAAGACUCCGCCCCCGGGGAGAUCACUGUGGAGAGAGACGACAAGCUGGUCAAGGUCCUGGACAGACUGGUGCUGUACUUGCGGGUGGUCCACUCAGUAGACUACUACAACAGCUGUGACUACCCUGCAGAGGAUGAGAUGCCGCACCGCUGUGGCCUGCUGCAUGUCAGAGGACCUGUACCCCCCAACAGAGUCAGCCAGCACCAGGUGUCAGAGUGGCAGCGUGUGUGUGAGCAGCGUCUGUCUCCUCUCCUCAGCGAAUCAGAGCAGGUGUCUGAGGAGGAGGCGGGGCUGCUGGGCAGGAAGGAGGCGGAGCAGGAAGUGGAGAAGUUCCUGGCAGCCAACAGCCAGGAGCUGGGGAAGGAUAAGUGGCUGUGUCCACUGAGCGGGAAGAAGUUCAAGGCUCCAGAGUUCGUCCGUAAACACAUCCUGAACAAGCAUGGUGACAAGGUGACUCAGGUCAGGAAGGAAGUCGAGUUCUUCAACAACUUCCUGUCUGAUGCCAAAAGACCCGCCCUUCCAGAGAACAAGCCCCUCCCCCCUCCCUCCCAGGGUGCUCCUCUCCCUGGGAUGGUGUUUCCUGGUCAGUCUCAGGGGCAAAGCCUUCUGGGAUACCCCCCUCAGCCCCGCCUCCCCAUGCCCGGCUUCCCAGGUGGUGGCCCCCAAUAUCCCCACCACCAGUUCGGAGCAGGCCGCGGUAACUAUGACAACUUCCGUGGACAUGGAGGACACGGAGGACAUGGAGGACAUGGAGGCUACCCUGGGAGGAGUCGCAGUAGUGGCGGCAGGGGGAUGCGUGGAGACCCUCGCAGCAUCAUAGAGUACAGAGACCUGGACGCUCCAGAGGAUGUGGACUUCUUCUGACUCCCCCCCUCCUCACCCCUCCCUGAACACCUGUGUGAGAGAGCGUGUGUGUGUGAGAGAGCACACGCGUGUGUGAGAGAGUGUGUGUGUGUAUGUGAAAGGGCGUGUGUGUGUAUGAUAGUAUGUGUGAGAAUGUGUGUGUGUGACGGGAGGUUAACACCCCUCCCCAUCAAGGACCAAUGGUUAUUGUUGUUACCAAUUGUUAUAACUACCAAUUAAAACAUUAUACACAAAACACCCGCCUCCUCUC